Anastrepha ludens (Mexican fruit fly) is the source of this 4424-nucleotide messenger RNA. Its product is annotated as centaurin-gamma-1A-like. The record is from RefSeq and is a predicted model, not a curated record. NCBI's taxonomy places the organism in Eukaryota, Metazoa, Arthropoda, Insecta, Diptera, Tephritidae. Bases 2770 to 3126 code for a protein of 118 amino acids. The transcript has 3 exons.
AUAUGUUAUUGCUGUAAAUAGGUGCUUAAUUUUAACGUGCGGAAUAUUCCUUGUUUGCAGGCUUACAUUGCUUCAAUGUUGUAAAUCGAGCUUACAUUAGGACCGGCUCUGUAGAGUGUCAACCGGAUAAGAUGAGGACGUUACCCAUUGUUGGGACAUAGAUGCAUUGUUUAUAAAUAUUAGCAUUAUAUGACAAAAAUCGAACAGAGAGAAAAGGGAGAGUGUUGAAGAACAAUUCAUAUCACUUAACUAUAAGACGUAGCGAGGCGACUAGGCAGAAUUCUGAACAAAAAGUCAACAUCAAUCAAUAUUUAUAAAGGAAUAUUAUUUCAUUAGGAACAUUUAUGGCAAAUGGAAAAGAAAAUAGUAGUGUACGAUAAAAAUGUUAGCACAUCAGAUAACCACGAGACUUGUGACCAAGCAAAAAGCAAAAGGAGACACUCCAGUAGGUAGAAUUGACCCAUCAGCAUAUGAAGAUUCUUUAGACGCAACAGGUCAUAUGAAGGUCAACAAGGACAACUUUACGAAUGAAUUAAUUAAAAAUGCCAAUGAUGAAUAUUUGCGUCGAGUGCACAAAUUAAUAAGCAUCGUGUGGGACAAAGCAGAGGUACCUGAGGACCUAUUCAUAAGAAAGAAGGCAAGACCAAUUGUGCCAACUACAGAGGAGCAUUCUUGCUCAACAUGAUACGUAGAGUGCGUGCCAAAAUAAUAAACAAUAAACUGGCACAAUAUAUUGACAGAGUUAAGCCCGAGCUCCACCAAUGCGAGUUUCGGCCAGAAAUAUCAAAUAUACGUCGAAUUUUCGCUCUCAGAAAACAAAUGGAAAAGUGAUACGAAUGCAAUAAGCACCUGCACAUAUUUUUUGUGGAUUUUAAGAAAGGAGUUGAUAGUGUAAACAGACCACAAGUACCGGACACACUGAUCAGUUGUCAUAUCCCUGGUAAACUAUUUUGUCUAAUGAUGGUGACAAGAUAACUUUGCGAAGUAAAUAUAAAAGGAGAGAUAUCAGAGAUAUUUGUUGUGCAAUUUUCGAAGUUAAUUAUAAAAGGAGAGAUAUCACAGAAGUUUGUUGUGCAAAUGGGAGUCAAGCAGGAAGGCGUCCUAUCAACGGGGGCUUCUAAUUUAAAGUUUUGCCGGGACACAUGUUGCACAUGGCGGCACAGAUUUGCACCUACGCUCAUGGCAUUGCUAUAGAUUGCCACUGAUUUGAAGGCGGAAAAACAUUUAUUUACCUAGGAGCAACUUUGUGUAAUGGCAAUACGGUGCAAUCAAAGAUUAAAGAGAGAUACAAGCCGCAAAAGAGGGUUACGAAAAUAUAGAAAUCAAAAUAAAUUAAAAAGAAAUGUGAAACAACGAACUUUUAUCAACGGUGAGGCCUGUGUUGUGCUACCGCGCGAAAACCUGUGCGAUGACGAAGAUACUUAAAACGUUUCGAAAGAAAAAUACUGACAAUAAUGAACCAAUAAAGGAGCAUUACGAAAGGGGGGGCCAGAAAUAAUGGCGAUAUGCGGGAGAGGACGUAGUGAAAUUAAUUAAUACAUAGAUGAUCUAUAGAUAAGUAUAACGCACAAUACGCAUAGGGGAGGAGAAAGUAAAGAAAAUAUUACAUGAGACAAAGCCAAUAAACGUUCGUAUCCACGGACUACCCAGAUUCCUGUGGCGGGAGGAAUCGAUAGCAAAUCUGCCAAAAAUAGGAAUCAAAAACUGAAAGUGGAGAACAACUGACAUACAAGUAUGGAGACAAAUAGUAUUGCACCAGUAGCUGUAGCGCCACAUGAUUAUAAAUAGCAAAUAUCAAACCUAAAGAGCUAGAAUUGUGAUGAAAAAAAUUUGGAGACUCAGUGUUCUCAAAAUUUUCUAAAGCAUUAAAUCUGACUUUUAUAGAAAACUUUAUCUACUUAAUAAUAAAUGCGGUGACACUGGUACAACGUGAAUCGAUACCUGGAGAUGAUAUUUACAUACUUUUUCAGUGAUAGCCAGACGGCGAUAAAAUCCCUCACAAAGCAGUCGCUUACGUCCAAGGCAAAUGUGCUAAAAGUUUCAUCGGUCCGCGAAUUAAAGUCCUAACGCAUUAAGUAAAAUAAUCAACUUGAAAUCUAAUUAAUUCCAAAAAAAAAAUAAUAAUAAUAAAAUAAAAGAAAAAUGCUUUGAAAAAUUUAUCGAAAAUUUAAAUGAAAAAAUAUAAGGUAUAAAAAAAAAUAAAAUAAAAAAAACCAGCAAAAUCAGAUCAACUUUUAAACCUGUGUGUAGUUUAAGUUAUAGUGUCGUGAAGAAUGGAAAAAAUAAAAUUAAUUAAUUUUUAGUUUAAAAGUAUUUAAUUCAACCGGAAAUUUACAAUCAAAUGUAAAAUUGAAAAGUUAAAUUUAAAUUAACAUAGAAGACAUAUUUAAAACUCGAAUUAUUCUAAUCGUAAUUACGUAAUCAGUAUGAAAAUACAAAAAUGUUUCUUAAACUCUUAUAAUAACAUAAAGAAAAAUCCGAGUUAAAUAAAAAUUUGGUUCAGCCGACUUAGCCCGAAAAAUUUCAGUGCUGAUUUGCCUCUGAGAAAAGAUCAAAUUUGUGCCCAACAAGAAAGUCGGCCUAAUAGUGAAAUAAAAUGUGGAAAAUAUUGCCUCGCUAGCACGCAAAUAAUCAAUUGUAAAAACAAACUAUACAAAUUAGUGUGGUUUUCCAACAAAGUGUUUAAUUUCAUUUGCUCACAAAGAAAAAAAAAAUAUAAAUAUAUAUAUUUCUGUGUUUUCGUGAGUGUGAGUUCAAUUCAUAUUUACAAUGAAUAAUUACCAACACCAAACGCCGCCACCUGUAACGCGGCAUCACCAUCACCAUUUGCCGCCGCCACCGCCGCUGCCGCAUCAUCAUCCGUCGCUGUUGCCGCAACCGCAGCCACCGUUGCCAAUGUUGCCAGCGCAACAGCAACAACAUCUACACCAGCAGGCGCAUCAGUCACCGCCGCAGCACCAGCCGUUGAUUAGCAAUUCGCUGGCCAUACGUCAAGAAAUACAGCGUUUCGAGAGCGUGCAUCCAUCGAUUUAUGCAAUUUACGAUCUAAUCGAUUUGCUGCCAAUCGGCGAUGCACAGAUCGCACAGCAGAUACGCGAUCACGUUGUUUGCAUUGAAGGUUCGUAAAUCCACUAUUAUAUGCGACUAUGUACGUAAUUUAAACUGGCAGCUGUCAGAUUUGCAAUAAAAUUAUAUUCCCUUGCAGUCGUAAAUUUGUAAGUACUCAUGCGCCGAUGAGCUCAUUUUCAAUCCCCAAAUUAUGAUAUUAUAGCUUUGCCAACAGCUGUAAGAGCUUACUCAUAAAAAUCUCUCUAAUAAAUUGUUUACUGCGUCAUUGCAUUGCUCCCCCCUUUAGCGCACGCAGGCAGGCAGCCAAGCUCUGAUUGUUUCAUUUUGCACUCACUCCAUGCGCCACUAUAUUUUGUAUCCUCCUCUUAGUGUUUGUGCAAAAUAGUCGCACUGAAAAUGCAAUUAUCACUGCUCCAGUGAUUUUAUUAAUAUUAUCGGUUUGAUUGUCAAACAAAUACACUGGGCCGUAAAUAAUGGCGCCAUCAAUGCCAUCAACAAGCGCCUGCUGCGCCAUCAUCGUCGGCAUAAACAAUAAAGCUUAAUAAACUUGGCCGCAGUCGGUGAUGGAAGUGUGACAUCAUCAGCGCAGCUGCCAUCCCCCAUCCAUCAAGCAUCCUUACGCACAGCACAGCGAACGCUUCAACCAUAUCCUUCCGGAGCAGGCGGAUGCUGUUGCAAUGUUGCGAAAUGUUGAGUGAUGACAGUGAAAUUCCAAAAUUUUCUGUGCAGUUAUACGCGUGCGGAAAACUUAAUUAAUUUCUUGUGGAUGUUGCUGCGGUUAUGGCAAAUAAUUAAACACAUGUGAACAAUAAGAGACUGCCACAGAUAGCCGUGGGUGGGCGGCGACAAAGUGGUUUUCGCUGAUGGAAAAUGUGAUAAACUCCGCGCAUGUUUAUGAUUGUGCAUACGUACCUGUGUAUAUAUAUUUUCCAUUGUAUUUCUCUGCUGUUAUUGCAUGGCAAACAAGCGUGAAUGGACAAUGCAGGCAAUUAAUAAUAGCAAACAUACCUGUGCAGGGUUAUUAGCGGUGAGGAGGAGGAGAGCAACAGCUGUGAAACUAUUUUUUUGUGCUUUACUAUCUAUUCAAUAGAUAAUAGACGAAUAUUGUUCAUGAUAAUUAACCAGUUCCCAUAUUUAGGGCUUGGAAAGCUAGUAAAUCAUACUUUUAAACGACGGAAACCAAACCAUUUUAACUUCUAAUUUUUACUCACAGGACAGCUGAACUUUUUGAUUUUUGUACAAUAUUUAUGCGCGUAAAUAAUUUUAAUAAAACGUGUGGCUGAGCAAUCAUUUGCGGGGCUCUUCCAAGCUAAACUUAAAGGCGUCACAGGGAUCACACUUAGGUUAAAAUUUUC